Ustilago hordei is the source of this 5442-nucleotide messenger RNA. RefSeq names its product putative SPO14 - phospholipase D. The coding region runs from base 1 to 5442 and encodes 1813 amino acids. Gene Ontology annotation, biological process: cell motility. The transcript has a single exon. The record is from RefSeq and is a predicted model, not a curated record. Gene Ontology annotation, molecular function: catalytic activity; phosphatidylinositol binding. Lineage: Eukaryota; Fungi; Basidiomycota; Ustilaginomycetes; Ustilaginales; Ustilaginaceae.
AUGUCGUCUGGAACAUCCUUCGCAGACCUCGCCCACCAGGCGUGGGAUGCUGCGGCGCAAGCUACGGGCCUCUCUUCCUACGGUGAGGAUGCGGCUGAACAGAACCAUGACGUUUCAUCAGCAAAGGAUAAGCCCGAUACUGCCAACGGCAGUGCAAAGCAGGAAAACCAUGACACGAAGAAGCAGAACCUAGAUCACAGAGACUCCUACCAUGGAGGUCCAGGCAACCAUCCGCACGAUCCAGCCGGCCGCAUCAACCACCCCGACGCUGUGGAUGUCCCAUCUUCAGCUGGAAAGCAUGCGCAAGUACGCGAAUCCAACGUGAAGGACCACGCUUCGAACGCCAAUGGCACAGCACAGCAGGAGUCAUCGUGGCAAUCGCACCCAAAGCAUCCGCAUGCCAACAGAGAAGACGACAUGGGCCAAUCCAUGAUCGAGCGCGCUCUCGGUGACGAUGGCUUGACCGCACAGCGACAGGGCACAUUAUAUGAUAAGCAGCUUGAAAACGAGAUGGAUGGCUCCUACAAGGACAUCGAGAAGCAAAACAAGACCGAGACAGCAGCAGCUGAGCUUGGUGGGCCUAUUCAUUCCGAGCGCAACCAGUCUCAAGACAGUCAUCACAAGGCUGAGCUUGACGAGAACGCGCAUCAACAACAUGCUGCCAAUCGCGGUCCUUCUUGGGCUUCGCGACCCGAUGAUAAGCAGCGCGCCAAAAUUGCAAAGAUGAAGGAGGAGCAGGCCGCAGGCACAUGGAAACGUCGCUUUUCCAGCUUUGGGCCGACGCCCGAAGAGUCUAGCCCGUCCACACCUAAGGACAAGUCACGCAACGAUAAGGACAAGGAUGACGAGAAAGAUAAGGGCAAAGGUCUAUUCGGCGGUAUGUUUGAUACCACCUCACCCGCUCGUCCUGCCCUCAACCUCUUUGGUUCCAGCAACAAUCAGCGUAGCAACACACACCGCAAGGAGAAUGGCGAUGCCUCUGGCAGUGGAAGUGAUCCCAAAGGCAAGCAGUCAGAACAGGCAGGUACUAGACCUGAGCCCUCACGCAAUUCCAGUCGAUGGGCGGACAACUCCAACAAACUGCGAAACGCCUUUGAGCCACCCACACCGUCUGCUGAGACAGCCAGCCACGACAACAACAACGCACAGCAGCGUAACGAUGAUCAGGUUCCCACACCGGAGCUCUCUUCCGACUCGCAAAAGCUGCGUGCCAUCACCAAGGUCAUGCUCGGCUCCAACAAGGGCAAGGACAGGGACGACGGUGCCGCUUCGCCAGAUGCCACCUCACCAGAAGGCACGCAGCAUCCACAGACCAGGUGGGCACAGCUCAAGAAGAAGGUGCGAGAGUCACAAAAGGCCAAAGUCGAGCAGCAAAAGGCAAGCGCCGUAUCUCUUGAUCUUGCCAAGGAACUCCAGACCGGUAUUCUGCCCGUCUUCCUCCUCAAGAUGGCUGUGGAACGUGACGAGUCCAAGCAUCGUCGCAUCCCCGUUCUGCUCAACCACUUACGUCUUCGCGUCACCGAUAGUGUCAACCCGAUGCACAAUACGCAUGCCGUCUUCCGGAUCGAGCUCGAGUACGGCGAUGGUCUCGUCAAGUGGGUCAUCUACCGCGAGCUACGUGAUUUCAUCAAUCUUCAUGCUCACUAUCGAGCUGCUGCCCUCCGUGGCUACCUUGGAAGAUCGAUUGGAGGUAACUCGACAGAAGGCGAUCUCGGUUUGCCAAGCUUCCCCAAGAUGAGUCUGCCAUACUUCAACCAGCUCCAGAGGCAGGGCAAGACUUCACGUGGCGAGUUCGCGCGUGCGCAGAGAGACUCGCUCGAGAACUACAUCAUCGAGCUCAUUCGACGCACCAUGUUCCGUGCCGAGGCAAAUCGACUUUGCAAGUUCUUCGAGAUCUCGGCGCUGUCCGUCUCGCUCGCUAGUCGAGGUGGAUAUCAGGGCAAACAGGGCUACUUGCGUAUCCUGUCGCGUUCAUCCCGGAAAAAGGAUCAGAAGAGUAUGCUUACGCCAGCGCGUUGGGCAAAAGCGUACGAGCCCAAGUGGUUCGUCGUUCGAGAGAGCUUCAUUGCGAUCGUCAACGAGCCUGACAGCCUUCAGCUCUACGAUGUGUUCCUCAUGGAUAACGACUUUAAGGUGGAGAGGCCGAAGCGACUCUAUAAGCAGACGAUGCAUAUAGCCCAUGGCCUUACUCACAGCGACGACAAGAAAGGGGCCGAAAUCGAGAGCUCUGAACAGCCUGAAUCAUCCGGCUCUAGAGGUGCCAAGGACGCUUCGUACGAUCAGACUGCGCUAUUGACCGGAGGCCACUUUAAGGACGCCGACCCGAACAAGCGCGAUGAAGCCCACGAGUCUGAAAGGCAUGCCAGCAGCCACACUUUUUCCAUACGCAACGCUGAGAGGAAGCUCAAGCUCGUAGCCAAGAACGAGCGCAUGAUGGAGCAGUUCAUUGUGUCAAUGCAAAAGAUGGCUGCUCGUAACAUCUUUGGCGGCACCAACCGCUUCGAGAGUUUUGCGCCCAUUCGACUCAACGUUUCGGCACAGUGGCUUGCAGAUGGACGUGACUACUACUGGAACUUGAGCAAGGCGCUUAUGAUGGCCAAAGACCGUGUUUUCAUUCACGACUGGUGGCUCAGCCCCGAACUCUAUUUGCGCAGGCCUGGUCAUCCCAAAUGGCGACUCGAUAACGUGCUCAAGAAAAAGGCAGAGGAAGGCGUCAAGAUCUUCGUCAUCAUCUACAAUGAGGUUUCGAACAACUUUACACCCACCGACUCGAAUUACACCAAGCAGCGUCUCAUUGGCUUGCACCGUAACAUCUUUGUUCAGCGUUCGCCAAGUCAUUUCCAGACAGGCACAUUCUACUGGGCUCAUCACGAGAAGCUUUGUGUCAUCGACGAGACCAUCGCUUUCAUGGGAGGCUUGGAUCUUUGCUUUGGUCGAUACGAUACGCCUGCGCAUGUGCUGGUCGAUGAUGCGCUCUACCACAAAAGGGAAGGAGAGUCAGAGUCGGAUCACGGCUUGUCAAACCCAUCUGGAUAUCUCGGACCUGUUAAGGAAGGUCGCGAGGCCCACAUUUGGCCUGGACAGGACUAUGCCAAUGAGCGUGUCAUGGAAUGGCACACGCUUAGCAAGCCUCACGAAGACUUGUUCUCGCGUGACAAGUUUCCGCGUAUGCCAUGGCACGAUGUUGGACUGCAGAUCGUCGGUCAGCCCGCUCGUGAUCUUUGCCGACACUUUAUCCAGCGAUGGAACUUCUUGCUUCGUAUCAAGAAUCAUACUCGACAGAUGCCUUUCUUGGUGCCUCCGCCCGACUUUACGCCCGAGGAGCUGCAGAACUACGGACUCACGGGUACUUGCGAGGUUCAGAUCUGCCGUUCGGCUGGACCGUGGAGUCUGGGUACGGCGAACAAGGUCGAGCAUUCGAUUCAGAAUGCUUACCUCAAGUCGAUCCAGAUGAGUGACCACUUUGUUUACAUCGAGAACCAGUUCUUUGUUACAUCUACGGUGAUGGAAGGUAACAAGAUCGAGAACAGGAUCGGCGAAGCUCUUGUCAGUCGUAUCAUUCGAGCUCACCGCGAAGGUACACCUUGGAGGGCGAUCAUCGUUAUCCCCUUGAUCCCAGGUUUCCCAAUGCCGAUUGACCAUCCGGAUGCUUCUUCGGUGCGACUCAUCGUUGACCUGCAGAACCGUUCGAUCUCGAGAGGCGAGCAUUCGAUCUUUGGCAAGUUGCGAAGGGAAGGCAUCGACCCAGAACAGUACAUCAGCUUCUUCUCGCUGCGUACUUGGGGUAAGCUCCGCGGAGGCCAGCUGACCACAGAGCAGAUCUACCUCCAUGACAAGAUCAUGAUCGUCGAUGAUAGGUUGGCCAUUAUUGGAUCCGCCAACAUCAACGAGCGUAGUCAGCGGGGUGAUCGUGAUUCCGAAUUGGCUUCGGUGAUUAGGGACCAUGAUAUGAUCGAUAGCUUUAUGGGUGGGAAACCGUACAAGGUGGGAAGGUUUGCUCAUACCUUGAGGAUGAGAUUGAUGCGGGAGCAUCUGGGUGUGGAUGUGGAUGAGUUGGAGGCUAGUGAGAGGAAAGAAGGUGAAGCGUCGGUGAAUGGUCAUGAAGGGUCAACUGCUGCUGGAGCAAGUGUUUCUUCGGACGCGAGGUUGGAGGAUAGUGAUGAUAAGUGGGAUCCAGAGCAGGAGCAGAGCCAUAAUGGGUUGAAGAGACAGGGUGAUACGGAGAGCUCGCCGGCUGAUUUGGUGGAUGUGCAGAGCAAUAAGCAGGCUCUGAAGAAUGCUGCUUCUAAUGUGACGGAGAGGGGUAGUGGUACUACUUCGGCUGUGCGUCGUCAGGUCAAAGAUACGCUGGCAAAUAGUAAGGAUAAGUUCGAGGCUGAAGAAUUGGGCGAACAUACUUCGUCGAACUCAGCUAACCAUAACGAAAGAUACCAGGCUGCUCGAGAGGAACGCGUUGAUCUGGCGCUAAAAGGUGAGGAGUCGCAGAAGUUCGUCGAUGGCAAGUACGAUAACUUAAUGGAACCGACGUUGGAAGAGAAGCUGUUGGUUGAAGAUGGACCUGCUAUCAACGGUCAUUCUAGCGAAACGAAGCGGUCUGGUGGUGCAGGUGUAGGUGCGCACGGCAGCCCCCACCGAUCCUCAGUCGACCGCCACCGACUCCUCGGAUCGCUUAGCAGCUCUUCCCUCGGUCCCGAACGAGAAACCGAAAUGCUCCACCGAGCAGGUCAACGAGGACGAAUCCUCUCCGAAGAUUCGACUCUUCUCUCUGGUGUUGGCGGCGGCCCCGAAGACAUCCGACGCAAGGUAGCAGCUCGAAUGUCCAAUUCACUCUGGAACCUUCCCGCAGCAUCACUCGAUAUCGACCCACACCGAUUCCAAGACCCCAUCGACGACUCCUUUUACGUCGACUACUGGCUCACAUGCGCAGUUCACAACAUGCAGAUCUUCCGAAAAGUCUUCAAAUGCGUACCCGAUGACACCGUUACCACUUGGGCCGAAUACAAAGCUUUCUGUAGUUGGGCUGACCGGUUAGCUCGCAGCGGAAAAUUCGGUGCAAAGGAGAGUAGGGGUGAGAGAGAUGCUCAAGCGCACAGCGUUCCCGGUGCUAGUGUGGGUGGGCCUGAAGGUUCUAUUCCCCAUCCUAGCUCAAGUGGAGAGAAGAAAGAAAAAGAGGAUAAGAAGGAGGAUGAGAAUAUUCCCCAAUCCCUUCGAGAUGCUCCUUCUCCGGGUCAAAAUGGAACACUAAAAGGAGAGAAAGGAGAAAAGAAGGAGAAGGAAGUAGAAGGGUUUUCAGCAAGAGAAUUAGAACAGAUGGAAAUGUUACUUGACGAAUGUAGAGGUUCUUUGGUGUUACAUCCGACGAGGUUUUUGGAGGCGGAAGAUCAUAGUAAUAACUUUUUGUUUGCUAUGGAUAGGAUCAACCCUCUUCUCAUCUAUGAUUGA